Candidozyma haemuli is the source of this 714-nucleotide messenger RNA. Its product is annotated as aminodeoxychorismate lyase. NCBI's taxonomy places the organism in Eukaryota, Fungi, Ascomycota, Pichiomycetes, Serinales, Metschnikowiaceae. The coding region runs from base 1 to 714 and encodes 237 amino acids. Gene Ontology annotation, molecular function: catalytic activity. The record is from RefSeq and is a predicted model, not a curated record. The transcript is spliced from 2 exons.
AUGACUGAUACCGCUAUAAGCACAGAACCAACCGCUUACCGAAGCUUCAUUGACCUGCUUCCGUUCGAUCCAUAUAAGCUUGACCAAGAAGGGCUCCAGAUCUUAUCCACCAUUCGUUAUGAUCCCAGCUUAACGCGUAAGGUUCCAGAAACUGUAGGUGACGUUAAGAAAGCCAACUUCUUCUUGUUCGCCGACCACAUUGAACGUCUCCAGUUCACGGCAGACUUCUUUACCUCAUCAUUGAAGCACGAAAAGCUUGUGGAGGACCUAUUUCCAUAUGAAAUCACCGAGAAGUUUAUAUUUGAUCAACUCAGGAAUUCAUUGUUCGAGUCCCAGGUAAGGCUCGACUUGCCCAUGAAAGUUAGACUUUUACUCAAAUUGAACGGUGAAGUUAUAGUUGAGCUACAUGAAACUCCUAUAAGACCUAAUUUGCUAGAUGGUCUUGGGGAGGAUUUCCCUAUCUCAGACAGAUAUGACUUGUAUGUGAACUCAGAGCCUGCCUUGGCGUCCCCAUUCACAUCCUUCAAGACUACCCAAAGAGACGUUUACACUAAUGCUAGAAACAGGUCACUUCCCGGUCUUAGGCCUGGAAAAGAAGAGGUUAUCUUGUUCAAUACUGCCAAUGAGGUUAUGGAGGGAUCCAUCACGAACAUAGCGGUGAAAAAUGAGAAUGGCCAGUGGGUUGUUUAUGUGGAGUUGCUAGAAAGAUGCUAA